AUGUCUACUAACAGUAUUAAAUUGUUAGCUGGUAACUCACAUCCCGGAUUGGCUGAGCUUAUUUCGCAAAGAUUAGGCGUACCGUUAUCUAAAGUGGGAGUAUAUCAAUAUUCAAGUAAAGAGACAUCUGUUACUAUAGGGGAAAGUAUUCGUGAUGAGGAUGUGUAUAUUAUUCAAACGGGUUACGGAGAACAAGAAAUUAACGAUUUCUUAAUGGAGCUAUUUAUCCUAAUUCAUGCCUGUAAGACGGCAUCAGUCAGAAGAAUUACAGCAGUCAUACCAAAUUUUCCUUACGCAAGACAAGAUAAAAAAGACAAAUCCCGGGCACCAAUCACUGCAAAGCUGAUUGCCAAUCUUUUAGAAACUGCGGGAUGUGAUCAUGUCAUUACUAUGGAUCUCCAUGCUUCUCAAAUCCAAGGGUUUUUCCAUAUCCCUGUUGAUAAUUUAUUCGGUGAGCCAAGUGUGCUAAAUUAUAUAAAGACCAAAACAGAUUUUAAUAAUGCAAUACUGGUAUCGCCAGAUGCUGGUGGUGCAAAAAGAGUGGCAUCUUUAGCGGAUAAACUAGAUAUGAAUUUCGCCUUGAUUCAUAAGGAGAGACAAAAGGCCAAUGAAGUUUCGCGAAUGCUGCUUGUUGGUGAUGUUGGCGGCAAAUCAUGUUUGUUAAUUGAUGAUAUGGCUGACACUUGUGGUACUUUAGUGAAAGCCUGUGAUACAUUAAUGGACCACGGUGCUAAAGAAGUUAUUGCUAUUGUAACACACGGUAUAUUUUCUGGCUCAGCUAGGGAGAGGCUGAUAAACAGUAGGUUAUCAAGAAUUGUCUGCACCAAUACAGUACCUGUUGAUUUGGAUUUAGAUAUCGUUGAUCAAGUCGAUAUCAGCCCAACGAUCGCAGAAGCUAUCAGGAGGUUGCAUAAUGGAGAAUCAGUCUCAUAUUUAUUUACACAUGCGCCUGUUUAA
Molecule: messenger RNA, 957 nt
Organism: Saccharomyces mikatae IFO 1815
Lineage: Eukaryota; Fungi; Ascomycota; Saccharomycetes; Saccharomycetales; Saccharomycetaceae
Gene: PRS2
Product: ribose phosphate diphosphokinase subunit PRS2
Exons: 1
Coding region: 1-957 (318 amino acids)
Biological process (GO): 5-phosphoribose 1-diphosphate biosynthetic process; purine nucleotide biosynthetic process; ribonucleoside monophosphate biosynthetic process
Cellular component (GO): cytoplasm; ribose phosphate diphosphokinase complex
Molecular function (GO): magnesium ion binding; ribose phosphate diphosphokinase activity
Source: RefSeq, a predicted model, not a curated record